GCGCCCCUGCCGACGCUACAAUACUUUCGUUUUUUCUUCGCGCAGUCUUUUCUGUCUCGUCCCUUCUUUUACCCCCCUGCGCUCCGCCUCCACCAUCAUUCUGGCCCCAUCCCAUCGUUACCCGUCUCCUGCUCUGUUUCUCUCGCUUCUCUUCUUCGAUCACUUGAAUUGGUCUUUUUGGACAGUGUCCCUGUUUUGAGCCAUGUUUGCAUAUAUAUAGCCUAUACUUCCACGAAACUAACGCCCCAAAUAUUCUGGCUGCCCGCAGGAAAUCACAUGCAUUGUGGGUAGCUUAUUUUUUAAAUGAAAACAUAGCCUGCUAUAGAGUUUACAAAUGAUUUCCUUCAAUUUCACGUUUCCAUAUCAUUAUAACCCGAUUCAAAAUUAUUUAUGAAUUAAGUACAUUAUUAAUUAAUUAAUCAUUUUUAAUACCUUUCCGACAUUGCCCUUUUCAUCUCACGUACCCCCUAGUGGCAGCUCGCAUGUACCACCGUUUGGGAAUCCCUGCGACUGACCAGAUACAAUCGUGAUCAUACAAUAUUUCAUUUUGAUCAAGGAAACUAACAGAAAAACAAAAAAAGGCAAAGGGACUGAGGCAAAAGACUGUGUACAUAUUUCAAAUUCUGAACGAAGGAACUACUGAUCCCAUUGCAAAUUAUACAUUUUCCAAUUAUGCAUUUGGGUUUCCUCUUGAAUUGUUAAAAAAAUAAAUAUUUGGGUCGUUUCAAAAUUGACAGGGUCGGUCGGGUUACAGCAAACAAAAAUAUGUUUUAAGGAUGAUUUACAUUCUGGAAAGAUGUUAAAGAUCAACACUGAGGUUGUCUAAUUGAUAUAAACCAAAUUGUUUUAAUAAAAUUGGAGUUUGUUCUGGGUAUUUUUUAAUUUUUAUUGUAGAUUGAAAUUCCCUUUUGUCUGCCAAUGGACUAUAUGCCAUGGAAGGCUCUUUGCAUAAAUCGUUCAGCAUUUUAGCAUGUACAUUCACUAGGUGUAACACCCAACUGGGUCAGUGUAAAAAGGUAGACUAAAGCAAAAGCCACUACAAAACAGGUGAUGGUCCACCAGAAAUGUAUGAGCUGGCUGAAAAGCCUUCCCGGAAGAGCCUGACAUAUAGGCCAUUGAGGUACAAGGAAAAUAGUUCAAGAACAGAGAGUAGGCCAAGAGGCUGGAUAAUAAUACAGAGAGAACAAAGUCUCUUUCACUGUGAUCCAGACAGGAACAGAACUAAUAUCUCAUGUGGGGGAGGAUAUGCUAUAGGAAACCCAAAUAAAUUACCUCAUAAAUGAUAAAUGAUUGAUUCCCAGCACCACUUGCACACCCCCCCUAUUGCCUAUAUCAACAUUUCUCUUUUAUGCUAUCACGAUCAGAAGGUUUUUUUUUAUCUACCAGCCCUACUUGUCAGUAACAAUGUUAUUUUAGGAGCCAGGUGUUCUAGAAGAACUCACAAACCAACUUUACACACAUGGGUCUUAGUUCAGCAACCAGUCACUGGCUUGGUCAUUAAUGUUCCUCAGUAUUUUAAUUGCCAAUAGGCCUACAGUAGCCAAUGGAGCUGCUGAUGGAGAUGCUGUUAUUGAUUCUUUGCUCAGAAAAGAUCAUUACUACUCCUACAGGAUCUGUAAAUCUUGGAAACCAGGAACAGGCAGAAGUACCCACCACAGACCCCUCACAUAAUCUCUGAACAACAUUGUUUAAAAGUAUUUUUCUUCUUUUGACAGAUGCAUCUAUGCAACUGCAGGAUAUGAGUGAGUUGCUUAGCUGUGUGAACACCAUGUUGAAGACGACUGCACCCCAAUCAGAGGAGAGCAUGGUGAAGCUGGUGAUUACUGCUGUGAUCCUCCUCCUGACUGUGUCUGGGGUCUCUACUGGCUGUGCCCCAACUGAGUACCUCACAGGACAGAAGUGCUGCCCCAUGUGUAGACCUGGUUUUUGUGUGCAAAGACACUGCACAGAGUUCUUCAGCACAGAAUGUGUUCUGUGUCCGUCAUCAUUCUACACUGACACACUCAAUAAUCUGGAGUCUUGCAGUCCCUGUACAGUUUGUGACUCCAGUGCAGGUCUAAGAGUGAAGAGGCCGUGCAGCUCCACCUCAGACACACUCUGUGAGCCUCUGGAAAGUCACUACUGCACUGACCCAAUCAAAGAUGGCUGCAGAGGAGCUGUGGAACACACAAAGUGCUCAUCAGGACGGUACAUUAAACAGCCAGGCACAUCGUCUUCAGAUACUGUGUGUGGUGACUGUGUAGGUGACACAUACUCAAAUGGAACAUUCACAUCCUGCAGACCACACACACAGUGUGAGUUGCUGGGACUUUAUGUCACAAGAAAAGGAUCAACAUCAUAUGACACUGAAUGUGCUGAAAGAAAAAACACUGUUGCCAUCGUAGUCAGUGUAGUUGCUGUUAUAGUCCUCAUAUGUGGGGUUCUGGUUGGCCUCUUUAUAUUAUGGAAGAAGAAAAAACCCAAACCAACAACCCCACAAGACAUAUUUUUGGAGAAAGACCUUAUUGGUCCAGUGUCAGAUCACAUUGUAACAACAGAGGAGCAAGGUGAAAGCUGUAGUGUGAUGGCAGCAGUUCCGUGAUCAGAAUGAUCUGAAUGGUCCAAGUGGCCAUAUUAGUUAAAAUGAUGCUGCUUAUGAACCAGACAGUAUUGCAGAAUGGCCUGUUCUCAUCCUGGACCGACUGAUCACUGUGACCUGAAGGUGCUGAUGCAUCAUACCUCCC
Messenger RNA from Alosa alosa (allis shad), 2723 nucleotides. Its product is annotated as tumor necrosis factor receptor superfamily member 14-like. Gene Ontology annotation, cellular component: external side of plasma membrane. The transcript has 8 exons. Gene Ontology annotation, molecular function: protein binding. Lineage: Eukaryota; Metazoa; Chordata; Actinopteri; Clupeiformes; Clupeidae. The record is from RefSeq and is a predicted model, not a curated record. Gene Ontology annotation, biological process: positive regulation of peptidyl-tyrosine phosphorylation; defense response to Gram-negative bacterium; positive regulation of cytokine production involved in immune response. The coding region runs from base 1724 to 2581 and encodes 285 amino acids.